UCGCCGACCACAAUGUCAGAUAUCUAUAAAAAAAAAAAAUAAAUAACAAUAAUAAUAUGAACGUAAAAAAAAUAAUAAUAACGAAUAUAUCGAAAAUCGCGCCAUUACAAGUCGACGCGCGUAUUAAAUGUCUACAUAAGGUUUCUUGUCCCACCGGAGGCGGUUCGAAUUACCCAUAUUACACUGGUGCCAUAUACAUAAUUGUACAUAAAGUAAUAUAUUUUUUUACAGAGAAUAAUAAUAAUAAUAAAAAAAUAAGACAAUUAUUAUUAGGGUCAACAAUGCGCACACCCGCAGACAAAAACAAAAUACAAUUCGGUACCUAUACGUGUUUUUUACGAUUCGACCGAGCCACCAGUCUUCUCCUUAAAUGGGCAGUAGGUCCGCUCUAGAGGCCGUUCACAACACAUUCUCGCCCAUGUCGUUUAUUAGUAGGACAAAUUAUGUGUAAUUUUAUUCUUUGAUUGAAAUUAUUAUCAUUUAACCGAAUAAUAACGUUAAGUAAAACAAAUUUUUACUCUUGAAGACGAUUCAAAGUCAAAACUUUGGUCAAAAACAGAGAUAGAGAAAGAGAGAGAGAGAGGUGAUUUAUGGACGUGUGUGUGUGAGUGUACAUUAUGUGUUUGCGAGUGUGUGAUGUGUGAGCGAAGAAAGAAAUCAAAAACCAGGUCACCAUCAUCAUUAUGCGCGUUUGAAGGAAAUGUGCGGCAUGCAAAAGAAACCAUCCAUGCGUGCUCUGAUCAUAUAGUCAUGUUAUUCUUCACUAUUACAGCAGCAGUCACAGGUGAUGUACAGAACACAACUGUACACGACACAAGAAAUAACAGCGAAAAACAUUACAUGUAGCCUAUGUUUGUCUCGUUCUGUUCUCGAUGCAAAUUUCAAUCGGCCAUGGAGAAAAUAUCGUAACUACCUACUUACGGGCCUAGAAGUUUGUCUUACAGACGUACGAAAUACAUUUUCAGUUGUGACUUACCUUUAUCGGUGCUGAUCGGUUCUCUAUUAGCCUAUAUAUUAUGACUAAAAAAAAAAAUGCCAUUAUCGUGAAUCCAAAAUUCAACAGUUUAUCAAACAUUUUGUUUUUGGUUUUGAAUAUAUUAUAAUCGUCUUCAAUCUAUAUCAUAAUAAUAGUUAUUAAUUAUUAUUAUUUUCACUCGAAAACUUCUAUGAAACGUCUUACUUGUAUGACAAACGAUUGGUCCAUACUCUGCAUACCUACUACAAAUAAUUAUUAUAUAAAAAUAAGUCCGGUUUUCCUCCCUGACGCUAUAACUCCAGAACGCACGAACCGAUUUCCACGGUUUUGCAUUCGUUGGAAAGGUCUUGGGUUCCGUGAGGUUUAUAGCAAAGAAAAUUCUGGAAAAUUCAGGAAAAAUUCAACAGAAAAGUGGGGAAAUCGUUUUUCACAUACAGCGCCAUCUAUUAUACAUAGCAUGUACUUCAAACCAAUAGCAACGGUGCGUGAUAAAGUGUGUGACAGAUAGUCAUUAUUCUCUGCUCAGUUAAUUUCAUUUAAGCUCAGUGUAAAUUAUGUGGAUCGUGCAUUUGAAGUUAAAUUCAACACUCUGUCCAUAGUCCAAAAUGCCUAGAGAACGACGUGCGAACAGCAACAAGUCUAUUCAAGGAACUUAAGAGAAGAAAGACAAAAUAUAAUAAGAGAAAAUGACCGAUUGAGACAUCGCGUGAGCACACGAAGAUCAUUGGCAUCAUACAAUCGCUUGGCAUUCCAAUAUGAUCCCACUGCGAACUACAGUGAUGAUGAAAAUUUGGAUAUUGGACGAAUGACGACUAUAUGCCGAUAUUGCAAUGCGGUAAAGUUCAAAAGAGAAACGGUUGGAUUGUGCUGCGCAAGUGGAAAAGUCAAACUGGAUCCAUUACUUACACCACCACAGCCACUGAAAACAUUGUUUGAUGGAAGUGAUCCCGAUUCCAGCCAUUUUCUUCAACACAUCCUUGAAUACAAUAACUGCUUUCGCAUGACUUCCUUUGGAGCUAAUAUCAUUCGAGAAGGCGGCUUCAUGCCGACUUGCAAGAUACAAGGUCAAAUAUAUCAUUUGCAUGGUUCAAUGGUGCCAACACCAGAUGAACCGCAUCAAUUUCUGCAAAUAUAUUUCAUUUCGUCGAUGGUGGAUCAGCUGAACGUGCGGUGCAAUAUACAGGGAGCACAACAGUUAAAGAGACGAAUUAUUGAACAGUUGCAAGCAUUUUUUCACGCUAAUAAUGCUGUGGUUAAUAUGUUCAAAACAGCAUUGGAACGAAUGCCAUCGGAUACGCACAAAUUUGUCAUAAGAGCGGAUUGUACUCCAACAGGUGAACAUGUGCGAAGAUUCAAUGCACCCACCGUUAAUGAUGUUGCUGCAAUUAUUGUUGGCGAUCCAACUAAAUCACGAGACAUUGUCGUUCAGCGAAGAAGCAAUAUCAUGCAUCGUGUAAACGAGACACAUCGUUUGUACGAUGCGUUACAAUAUCCAAUCAUUUAUUGGCAAGGGCAAGACGGAUACGACAUCACGUUGAAGAUGGUCGAUCCAAUUACAGGAGUAUCAACGAAUAAUAAAAAUCUAAGCGCAAUGAAUUACUAUGCGUAUCGUAUGAUGAUUCGUACACAUGAGGAGAAUGUCAUUCUGAAGUGCGGUCGGCUAUUCCAGCAAUUCGCUGUCGACAUGUAUGUCAAAGUCGAGACCGAACGUUUAGCGUUCAUCAGAUUCAAUCAGCCAAAGCUACGAUCUGAGGACUAUAUACACUUGCGUGAUGCUAUUCAUUCAGAUGGUGAUGUUCAGAAUAUUGGACGACUGACGAUUCUCCCAUCAACUUAUAUCGGAAGCCCACGCCACAUGCACGAAUACGCUCAAGACGCUAUGACGUACGUGCGAAAUUAUGGAACUCCGGAUUUAUUUAUUACGGUCACAUGCAAUCCGAAGUGGACGGAAAUUGAACGCGAGUUGGAACCGGGUCAAAAACCGCAAGAUCGCCAUGACAUAAUCGCCAGAGUAUUUCAGCAAAAACUCAAGGUUAUGAUGGAUGUGCUUACUAAGUAUCGAGUUUUUGGUGACACACGUUGUUAUAUGUACUCGGUGGAAUGGCAGAAGCGUGGACUACCGCAUGCUCAUAUCCUAAUUUGGUUGCUGAACAAAUUACAUUCAAAUGAAGUGGAUGACAUCAUAUCAGCUGAAAUUCCUGAUCCAGUCACUGAUCCCCGUCUACACGACAUUGUGACGACACAGAUGGUGCAUGGACCGUGCGGUGCAUUAAAUCCAUUAUCGCCUUGCAUAGUUGAUGGAAAGUGCACAAAACGAUAUCCGCGACCGUUAGUUGCUGAAACAGUCACAGGGAACGAUGGAUAUCCAGUUUAUCGUCGGCGUUCAAAAGAAGAUAACGGUCGAACUAUCAAAGUUAAAGUUCAAAAUCAAGAGAUUGAGAUCGGAAAUGAAUUCAUUGUACCAUAUUGCCCGCUGCUAUCACGAAUUUUCGAAACACAUGCAAACGUUGAGAGUUGUCAUUCGGCCAAAUCAAUCAAAUAUUUGUGCAAGUACGUCACAAAAGGCAGCGACAUGGCUGUGUUUGGUAUUGCGUCGGAAAAUGUGAAUGACGAAAUCAGCAACUUCCAAAUGGGCAGAUACGUCAGUACUAAUGAAGCACUGUGGCGAUUAUUGUCAUUUCAAAUUCAUGAAAGAUAUCCCACAGUUGUACAUUUAGCAGUGCAUUUGGAAAAUGGCCAAAGAGUUUACUUCACUGAGGCUAAUGCGGCACAACGAGCUGAGAGACCACCAUCGACAACAUUGACUAGCUUCUGUCGUAUACGCCGAUCAAAUCGUACAUAUAGACAUAAACACACAACAGAAUUCAAUAUUACACUUUAG
Aphis gossypii (cotton aphid) is the source of this 3857-nucleotide messenger RNA. RefSeq lists its product as uncharacterized. The record is from RefSeq and is a predicted model, not a curated record. The transcript has 4 exons. The coding region runs from base 1782 to 3857 and encodes 691 amino acids. Lineage: Eukaryota; Metazoa; Arthropoda; Insecta; Hemiptera; Aphididae.